Messenger RNA from Seminavis robusta, 1184 nucleotides. Lineage: Eukaryota; Bacillariophyta; Bacillariophyceae; Naviculales; Naviculaceae. The record is from the annotation of a GenBank genome assembly.
AUGGGUGAAUCAGAUAGUGCACCAACUGGGUUGUGCGGAACGGACCUGAUUAUUGAUGGCUGGUUCCACGAACGAGGCGAACUGUGGCCUGGCCAGGCCAUGUCUUUAAAAAUCAACAAAGUCCUCGAUCAUCAUCGCUCCAAGUAUCAAGAUGUCCUAGUCUUUGAAUCCGAAAAACAUGGAAAUGUGCUGGUACUCGAUGGCGUUAUUCAGGUCACGGAGCGGGAUGAAUUCUCCUACCAGGAAAUGAUUGCCCAUAUCCCCCUUUUUGCCCAUCCGGAUCCGAAGCGAGUAUUGGUCAUUGGAGGUGGAGAUGGAGGCGUCUUGCGUGAAAUUGCUCGCCAUUCUGGUGUGGAAGAAAUUGUCAUUUGCGAGUUGGAUCAAGGGGUGAUUGAUGUAUCCAAAAAAUACCUACCUUCUUUGGCCAAGGGCUAUGACGACCCUCGCGUUACGGUCCAUGUCAUGGAUGGAGCUGUCUUUAUGGAGCAAAACCAAAACUAUUUUGAUGUCAUUAUCACAGACUCCUCGGAUCCCAUUGGACCUGCCAAUGUCCUCUUUGAGACGCCUUUCUACAAGGCCAUGCAUUCCGCUUUGAGAGAAGGCGGCAUUGUUUGCACGCAAGGAGAAUGCAUGUGGUUGCAUGUCGACUUGAUACAGCCAUUGGUCAAGUCCAUUGGCUCCAUCUACACUUCCGUUGGAUAUGCCUACACGACAAUCCCCACAUACCCUUCGGGACAGAUUGGGUUCAUUAUUGGAACCAAAGGAAGAGGAGAAUGCUCGACACCCUCCAGGAACCCUACACCCGAAGUCCAAAAGGAAUUGCGUUACUACACGCCGGAACUUCACAAAGCUUCGUUCGUCUUGCCCGCAUUUGCUCGUCGAGCCAUCUUUGAAGACGCGGUGUAGCUUCUAUAGGUUUUUCUAUAAUACAUGUAGUGAGAGUUGCGGUGUUUAUUGACUGCCUGUUGACUGUGUAAGUCCAUGGCUCCGGUAUUAGUCUACUGAAUUGGUUGGGACGUGCAUGCUAGCUAGCUAGGGUUUGUCGCCGCAUCCACUCGAAAAUCCAUGACAACGAAAGGAACCCAACUAAAAAUAGUAGGGGUUGUCUUUAGCCCCCGUCUAAACCAAACCAAAGAUUUCACAGCGCGCUAUUCCCAGCUUCUGGCUAGCUUUCUAUACUGGUG